Chara braunii is the source of this 5595-nucleotide messenger RNA. NCBI's taxonomy places the organism in Eukaryota, Viridiplantae, Streptophyta, Charophyceae, Charales, Characeae. The record is from the annotation of a GenBank genome assembly.
GCGCUGCUGACCAUGCGGGUCGGAAGGUAGAGCAGGAGAGCCCAGACGAGGUUGGGAAGAGGAAACGCCAUUACCCACAUUGGCCGUCUUGCUCCCGUUUGCGGGGAAGAUUUCGUUUCGUUAGCAGAGCUCUGUGGGAGUGAAGAUGGCGCGCAAGGCAGUUCUCAUAGGCAUCAGCUAUGCCGACAACCGGCAGAUUCCGACUCUGGACGGUCCUGUCCACGAUGUCCUGCAAGCGAAAUCCGUUUUGACGUUAUCGUAUGGCUUCGCCGAGUCGGAUCUUUUUGUGCUUGUCGAUGAUCCGUGCGUCUACAAGGGCGGCGCUCUCUCGCCCACCAAGUCUAAUUUGUUGGCCGCUCUUGAUUGGCUGGUGAAAGGCGCGCGGGAUGGCGACAUUUUGUACGUGCAUUUCUCCGGCUAUGGGUCCCAGGUUCCGUCAAAGGCUUCCUUCGAAGGAUUGGAGGAGGUUAUCCUGCCGAUCGACGCGACGUGCGACGCUAGCGGUUUCAGGAAUUUCAUCACGCAUGAUGUGUUCUUGGAGAAGUUCGACUGUGUUCCGAAGGGCGUUACUGUUGUCUUCGUUUUCGACACUGGCUUCAGGGCUGAUAAUGAAUGUGCGGCAGCUGUUCACCAUUACACGUGUCGCAGCCUGCUGAACAAGGCUGUGAGGACGAGGGGCCUCGAGAAUGUCGGCGUAAGGGCGGGCUACAGGAAGCUGAACGAGGACGGGAGGUUCGCGGCGUUGAAGUCUGGGAAUCCUCUUCGAGACAGGUGCUUCGCUACUCCUUGUGCCUGGUUUGCCAGCGACGAACGACAGCCGAGCUGGGACGCGAAAAUCGAAGGGAAAGCUGUGGGCGCUUUCAGUUAUUACUUCUAUGGCGCCAUCAGCAACUCAUCCAACGGCACGGAUAUCACGAAUGACAGCCUUCUCUCCGCCACUACGCAAGCGCUCUACGAUGCUGGAUUUUUGCAGAAGCCCGUGUUCGCAUCCGUUGAUGCCGAUGGCAAGCAGAAGUUCCUUCCGCCCGUGCCUGCGCCGCCCGCUCCCGUCGUCUGCCCGGCGCCGUCGGAGCCGCAUCCUGUCUGCGGAUCUCCGCGGACGGUCGAUAGUAUCGUGAGGGAUCUGGUCUGCGCUUUGGGUGUCUCCGGUCUGGACAUCGCUACUCGCAUCAGAGAGGGUUGGUCAAAGCUGACAGUAGAUGAGCAAGUCGUCAUUUACGAGUCGUUGUUCACGGCGGGAGGUGUGAACGCAGUGAAGCUGGGUGCGGAGCUUGCGGGUGAUGAGCGCUUCCUCCAAACAGUUGAGUGUUUGGGGGAGGUUGUCUUUGAGAAAUGCUCUCGAUAUUCGCUGAGUUACUGGGUCAAGUGUUCCCGCCCGAGUGCGAAUGUCUGCUUCAUCCCACCUCCUCCUGCGAUCCCUGGUUGCCCACCACCGCCUGUCUGCCCACUACCGUUUGUGUGCCCGCCAGCCUGUCCGUCACAGCCUUUCUGCCCACCAGCAUGUCCGCCACCGCUAUGCCUGACACGCCUCCAGGAGCUCUCGAUCGCUUAUCUUAAGAAGCACGUGGUAUCUGGCGAUUGCGAGCAUAUCGUCGAGGUUUUGGCGACGCGAAUUGCCCUCUCCCAGUGCGCCGCCCUUGCCGACCAUCAGAGACUUGUGGACCAGCUUUCGUUUCUUGUUCAACCGAAGGCAUACGGCUUGAUCGCUGAGCUGUUCGGUGAUGCUCGCCCACCCGCAGGUCUCAAACUUCCCGGUUCUGCAUACGGCUUGAUCGCUGAGCUGUUCGGUGAUGCUCGCCCACCCGCAGGUCUCAAACUUCCCGGUUCUGUCUGCGCGGAUCCGUGCACGCCGCCACCGGCACCGCUUCCCACUCAGGCAUGUGUGCCCCCUCCCCCUUCCCCACCGGCCUUUGUUGAGCUUGACGGUCGGCAGAGCUACUUCGUGAGUAGGAUUGUCAGCUACGUGAAAUGCUCCACGGAUGCCACGAAGGUGAAGGAUAUGGUCACGAAGCUCGCAGGCUGUGCUGGCAUCGGGCUCACUGCGCAGCAGGCAAUCAUCGACGAGAUCGCCACCCUGGUGGAGGCGGACGGGUGGUUUGCCUUGAAGCUGAUCUUUGCCAAGGAGGCGCCUGCGGGUUUGAAGUUCCCCGAGAAAUGUGUUGCGCCUGCUCCAGCCCCUUCGGUUUGUCUUCCCCAGGCAUGCCUUACUGCCGUCCAAAUCGCCACGGUGGAGAAGAUCUCUGACCUGGUGGAGAAUAUCUGCGAUCGUGAACUGGUGCGAGGCAUGCUGUUGAAGCUUGUGGAACCGUGUCCGUCAGACUUGGACCACAAGCAGAGCCUCCUCGAUGAGGUCGUUAGAUUGGUGAAGAUCGCAGCAAGGCCGUGCCUUCCCGCGUUGUUCGUGCCAGAGCCGCCGAAGGGUUUGAUUUUCCCUGCAGGAACCUUCCACAAGGAUCCUUGCGAGCCCAAGGUAGGGGGCGGUGUUUCGCUGACGGUGCGACAGAAGAAUGCGGUGGACUUGCUGGCGAGGUAUGGGUUGGGAGUGGGCGAAGUAGAAAAAGUCCGUGACCUGGCCACGGUGAUCGCGUGCAACAGCAACCUGACACGUGAUGUGCAGCAGCAGAUCAUCGACAAGAUCGCGACGCUGGUGGAGAUCCGUGCGUACCCUGUUCUUCCGGAGUUGCUGAGCUCGGACGUGGCGAUCUCCGCGCUGGUUUUCCCUCCUGGGACGUUUGUCUCCACGUACGUGCUGGCCACCGGCGAGGCCCUGAAGGACCUGAAGAGUGCGGAGGAGAGCCUCCGGGAUCUCGUGUGCAAGUUAGGAGUGGAGGGGUACGAGAUCGGAAUGAAGGUGAAGUCGCAGUGGGCGACCUUGGAAGUGGAAGAACGCAAGAGCAUAUACAAGUCGCUGUACACGAAGGGCGGGCUGGACGCCGUCAAGGCGGCCGCUGUGUUGGGCAGUGAGGUGAACUACGUGGAGUUGCUGGCCGCYGCCGUUGGAUCAARCGUCUGCUGCCCGGCCGUUCCCCCUGUUCCCGAGGCGGAGCUGCCCACGGCUGUGCGGAAGAUCCUGGAUAUCCUUGUCCUGGGGGCGGGCAUCGCCGGCUAUGAUCUGGGUGUGAAGAUCCUGAAGGAGUGGAAGUUUUUGAGCGCCGAGGAGCGUAAGAGUGUUUACACGGACCUCCUCCGCCUGGGUGGCGUUGAGGUUCUGGCGGCCGGCGCAAAACUCGCCCGGGAUCGCGUAUUUUUAGAGGAACUGGUCGCCGUGGGCACUAGUCUUUCGUCCAAGGCCAGCGUUGUUUGCGACACCUCGGCGGAGAAAGCCUCGCAGCAACAGCGGGAUUUGCGACAGGUGGUGGUGUUGGCCGGCGCUGCUGGAUAUGAAUUGUCCGUGAGGCUUCUGUCGGAGUCGCUSUCUGUCUCAGACAAGCGCGAUAUUUACUCAAAGCUCUUCGCAGAAGCGGGACUCGAGGCYGUUCGAUUGGGCGUGUCCCUUGCCAAGGACACCGCUUUCGUGGAAGAAUUGACGGUUAUCGUCCAGGACCUCACUGUGUUCUUGUGUAAGGGAGGGUACUUAGACGAGUGCCCAGCUCCGGCUCUUUGCCUUCCGAAGCCUGAGCAACCCGCACCUCCGGCCUUUCAUCCCUGCGGAGCUGAGUGUGUAACCAUCGCCACGGAAGUGGGGAAGGCUGCUUUGAGAGAGAUUGUUUGCAUCGCGGGCCUGCGGGGCUACGAGAUUUCCAUCCGUUUGGCGAAGGAGUCGACCACAUUGUCGGCCGCGACAAAAUUGGAGCUAUAUGGUGAAUUGCUCCGCCAGGGUGGACUCGAUGCGCUGAGGCUGGCAGCAGUGGUUGAGGCCGACCGUUGCUUCCUGGAUGAGCUGAAAAAAUUCGGUGAGGAAGAUGCUCUGUCCCAAGUGCUGUGUGGAAGCAGUGAUUCGGCGUGCGACAGGCUCAGGGAACUGAUUGGCCUGGCCAGUGUCGAAGGAUACCUCCUGGGUGUGACGUUGGUGGAGAAGAUGAGCACGCUCAGCUUGAAGGAGAGGUGGGAGAUCUACGGCAAAAUCUAUGCAAUAGGUGGGCUGGGGGCGCUAAAGGUUGCAAUUAUUGCCUCCAAAGACAAGGAGGUGGCGGAAUCUCUGAAGGAAUUUACUGACAAAGUGAAAGUGUCGAUCUUGGAGCUCGUGCUUGAGACCGUCUGCGUUAGUUCUGCCCCGCGACACAAGUCGGAGCCACCGGUUUGCACGGCCCCGUAUGCCUGUUGUGCUCCGCCGGCCGUCGCCGCAUCUCCUGCUUGCCUCUCAAUUCCACAACGCGAGGCCCUGAACUCGGAACAGAAGAGAAUAAUCUUGGCGCUUUACUACCUGGCAGGCGAGGAUGAGCGAGUUAAGAUGUACGCAACGCAGCUUGCUGAGGAAGGAAAGGGGCUUAGGGAGGAGAGUAAGAGGAAGAUUAUCGGACACAUAAUCUGUCGGACAGGGCGUGACGGCGUGGACCUUGUGCAAGCUCUAAGCGAGGGGAAGUGUGUGGCUUUCCAGUGAAUAUUGUUAGGCCUCCACUCGAGGGGUCCAUUGCAAAUAAGCUGUCCAAUGAGUUGCUAAGGUUAGCACGUGCGGCUAUUCUGGGUGUGACAGAGGUUGUAUUUCGGCCGAUCUAUCAUUAUGGGAAGGUGAUCGGCGGAAGGCGCUGUUUAUUCUAUCUGCAUGUAUAGCCUCAUUUGCUAAAUUUAGCUACCGCCAUGUUUUGGUUAGGGUUGUAGAUAGAGUGACCGGAAAUAAUGAAGUUCUGACGCCUGGGCUGAAGGACCAGCGAGUUACACGGAGCCGGAUCAGUCUUUCGUUUUAAACCCUGCGUCGAAUUUUGUGUAAGUCUGUAAGACAUCGCGUUUGAAACUUAUCUUGUUAGGCACUGAGGUUAUUUGCGAAGGACUCGGUCUUCCUUAAUCAGUGGACUGCUGUCGUCAACGACCUUAGUCUGUCCGGAGGUCUGCUUGGCAAAGCCUGAGAAGCCCUCUCCUAGCGUGACUGACGAUGGCGCCACCGGGAGGUUUUCUUCUGCUCUCCGGCGAUCGCUCUUCAGCUAUUGCCGGCAACUGAGUCAAGAAUGGAGUGCGAGACUCCUGAAGAUCUCACAACUCCUCUCACGGGCUGGCACCAAAUUUAUUGCAGAAUGUCCUUUCUGCAGACCGCUGCCACAUAUCCUCAACCCGUGUCUUCUUUUUAAUGAUUUUUACCCUCGAGUUCCUCGGCCCAUGUCGAAAGCCGUAAUCCUGUGAAGUAGACCGCAGGCGCACUCAGUUCUAGUCGGCGGCCACAGUAGGGAGAGUGUCAGUUACCAAAACGGAACAGGGUUUCAUCUUGGUCGUUUUGGGCCGAGUUCGGACCGGCGCCUAGGUCUGUGACGUGGAAGUUAGGGGUAAUUCAGCAAUAGGUAGGAGUAGUAGAUUGAAGUAGGAGGGCAGUUGGGUAUGCAUCUUUUAAUUGGGUUCUUGAGCAGAAGCGAAACCGGCUGAUGCUGCCGGGAUAACUCCGGGUUGAAUUGUGAGGUCCCCGGCCUCGUUUCGACUGACGUUUUGAAAUGAAAUUGAAUGAGGAAU